AUGAAUUCAGGAAUUGAAAUAGCUAUUGACAGAGGUGGAACGUUUUGUGAUUUCAUCGCUAUAAUCCCAAACCAAGAGGACUAUGUAUUCAAACUAUUAUCAGUUGAUCCGCAAAACUACAAAGAUGCUCCAACAGAAGGAAUUAGAAGGGUAUUGGAACGUGCUUAUAAUACUAUCAUUCCGAAACAUGAAAAAUUGAAAUUGGAUUCUAUCAAAAGUAUUAGGAUGGGUACUACUGUUGCAACCAAUGCUUUAUUAGAGAGAAAGGGAUCCGAUGUUUGUUUACUUACUACGAAAGGGUUUAAAGAUGUAUUGUCAAUUGGAAAUCAAACUAGACCUAAUAUUUUCGACUUAAAAGCUAAGAAAUUAGAUCAUUUGUAUAAGACUGUUCUUGAAAUUGAUGAAAGAGUUACUAUUGAAGGUAUCUCUGAAAGUAAAAAUAACGAUUGCCAAAUUGAUAAGAAUCACGAUCAAACUUUAGUUAAAGGGAUUACAGGAGAUUUAGUCAGAAUAAUAAAGAAGCCUAACUACGAUUAUAUACAGCAAGAAUUAGAGGCUUUGUUUAAUCGAGGGGAAAUUAAGUGUAUUGCGUUGAGCUUAUUGCAUUCAUAUGUUUUUCCAGAACAUGAAUCUGAAAUUGCAAAAAUUUGUAGGAAAAUAGGAUUUGAAGUCUCCGUUUCUCAUGAAUUACAACCAAUGAUAGGCAUGGUUAACAGAACAUCCUCGACAGUUGCAGAUGCAUAUUUAACACCUAUUAUUAAAGAAUAUUUGACUAGUUUUGGAUCGGGAUUCGAAGGUGGACUAGAUGCUUUCGGUAAUAAGUUAUUAUUUAUGCAAAGCAAUGGCGGCUUGUGCCCGUGGUAUAAAUUUACAGGUUUGAAAGCAAUCCUAUCUGGCCCUGCUGGCGGUAUGGUAGGAUACGGAAAAACAUGUUUUGAUUCUGAUUCGACUAAGGCAACUAUUGGCUUCGAUGCAGGGGGUACAUCAACUGAUGUUUCAAGGUUUUCAGGAAAGCUUAAUCACAUAUUUGAAUCAGUUGUAAGUGAAGUCAGUUUACAAACACCUCAAUUAGAUAUUUCAACAGUUGCAGCAGGUGGUGGUUCAAUGUUAUUUUGGAAGAAUGGAAUGUUUGUAGUUGGUCCUGAAUCAGCUGGCUCCAAUCCAGGACCAGCCUGUUACCGAAAAGGUGGUCCCUUGACCGUUACUGAUGCAAAUUUAUAUUUAGGUAGGUUAUUGCCGGAAUAUUUCCCUAAGAUUUUCGGUCCAAACCAAGACGAAGCAUUAGAUUAUGAUAUAACUGUCAAAAAGUUUGAAGAGUUAACUUAUAUCAUUAAUCAAGAUAAAAAAUCUGAAGGAAUCAAAUUAACACCCGAAGAGGUUGCAAGUGGUUUCUUGAAAAUUGCUAUUGAAUCUAUGUGCAGACCAAUUAGAGCAUUGACAGAGGCAAAAGGAUUUAGCACUCAAGAUCAUAACUUAGCAUGCUUCGGUGGUUCUGGUGGACAGUUUUCCGUUUCAUUAUGCAAAAAUCUAGGAAUUUCACAAGUUGCUAUACAUAAAUAUUCCUCCUUGUUAUCUGCCUAUGGGAUUUACUUGGCUGAUAUUCUUAUUGAAAAACAGUCUCCAGCUUCUUGGGUUUUCGAAGAACGGAACUUUGUUGAGCUAGAUAAUAAGGUAAAAGAUUUAGUCAACCAAGUAUAUUGGGAUUGUUCGAAGCAAAAUUUAGAUAGGUUUUCCAGUAAAUUGGAAGUUUACUUUAAUAUGAAAUAUGUGGGAACAGAUACUCAUUUGUUAAUUCCAAAAAGAGAGGGAAACUACGAUUGUGCUGCAGAAUUCAUUGAAAGGCAUCAAAAUGAGUAUGGCUUCGUCUUAGAUCGGAAAAUCAUAGUCGAUGAUGUUCAAGUAUUAUUAAUUAUACAAAGGUCGGAAUGUGAAAGCUCAAAUCCAUUUGGGGAAUAUAAGGAGUUAUAUACUCUUGGAAUUGCAGAUGAUCCUUUUGAAACUAAAAUGGUUUAUUUUGAGAAACAUGGUUGGCUCCAGUCAUCAGUUUACAAUUUGAAUGACUUAAAUUUAAAGGUGGGAAAGGUUGUAGAUGGUCCUGCUAUAAUAAUAGAUGAGACCCAAACUAUUUUAAUUGAGCCACAAUCAAAGGCCAUAUCACUCAAAGAACAUAUAUUGAUCAAAGUUGAUAAAGAGAAGGAAAAUGAUAUAUCAAGCAGAAAAGUUGAUCCUAUUCAGUUGUCUGUUUUCGCUCAUCGGUUUAUGUCUAUUGCCGAACAAAUGGGCAAUACGUUACAACAAACAGCAAUAUCAACUAAUAUAAAAGAAAGAUUAGAUUUUUCUUGUGCUGUUUUCGAUGGUAAUGGCGACUUAGUCGCUAAUGCACCACAUGUUCCAAUUCAUUUAGGUGCUAUGUCUUUUGCAGUUAAAUCCCAGAUUAAUAUCUGGAAUGGAAAAUUAAAACAAGGGGAUGUUUUGGUUUCAAACCAUCCUAUAGCUGGUGGAUCUCAUUUACCUGACAUUACUGUAAUAACACCUGUUUUAGAUGAGAAUGAUAAGCCGAUAUUUUGGACAGCCUCUAGAGGACAUCAUGCCGACAUAGGAUCAAUUUCCGCUGGUAGUAUGCCUCCUAACUCUAAAUCUAUUCACCAAGAGGGAGCAGCGAUUGUUACACAUAAAUUAUGCGUAGAAGGAAAUUUUGAUGAAGACGGGAUCACAAGACUAUUGUUAGAAGAACCUUCCACAUACCCUGGGUGCUCAGGCACUAGGGCAUUGAGCGACAACAUAUCAGACUUAAAGGCACAGGUAGCUGCAAAUUACAAAGGUAUUUCUUUAUUGAAUAAUUUGGUCGACGAUUUCACAUAUCCCGUUAUAAAUCUAUAUAUGUCAGCAAUUCAGUCUACAGCAAGUGAAUCAGUUCGAAGACUAUUGAAAUUGACUGAUAAAAAAUUCAAUGGUAAGAAAUUGUAUGCAGUUGACUAUUUAGACGAUGGAACUCCGAUUUCUGUGUUAAUUUCAAUAGAUUCUGAUACUGGUGAUGCAAUUUUUGAUUUUUCUAAUUCUGGUAACGAAAUCUAUGGUAAUUUGAAUGCACCAAAAGCUGUAUUGUAUUCUGCAAUUCUAUAUGUCAUAAGGUCUUUGAUAAGUGAAGAUAUCCCUUUGAACAACGGAUGUUUAGCUCCUAUCAAGGUGAUAACAAAACAUGGAUCUCUAAUAGAUCCUUCUUCAGAGGCAGCAGUAGUAGGAGGUAAUGUUGAGACAUCUCAAAGAAUAGUAGAUGUUCUUUUAAAGGCAUUUGGAGCGGUUGCCGCAUCACAGGGAACUUGUAAUAACUUCACUUUUGGAAUCAAUAAUCCAGAAAACAAUGUUUCUUUUGGAUAUUAUGAAACAAUUUGUGGUGGAUCUGGUGCAGGUCCAAGCUGGAAAGGUCAAAAUGCUGUCCAAUGUCACACGACAAAUACUAGAAUGACUGACGUCGAAAUAUUUGAAAAGCGAUAUCCUGUUAUACUACAUGAGUUUUCAAUCAGACAUGGAUCAGGUGGUGUAGGUGAGCAUAAUGGUGGUAACGGAAUAAUCAGGGAUAUUGAAUUUACUAUGGCGAAUUUGGAAGUUUCAUGUUUAAUGGAAAGAAGGUCAAUUGCACCAUUCGGUUUGUCAGGAGGUGGAUCCGGUUUGAGAGGAGAGAAUUACUGGCUCAGGAAAUUAGCGAAAUCCCAUGCACAUCAAAAAAUUUCUAUUGGAGGCAAAUGUUCUCUUAAGGUGAAUAGUGGAGACCGUAUAAUUAUCAUGACUCCUGGCGGAGGUGGAUUUGGAAAUGAGAAAAUUAUUUAA
Molecule: messenger RNA, 3828 nt
Organism: Debaryomyces fabryi
Lineage: Eukaryota; Fungi; Ascomycota; Pichiomycetes; Serinales; Debaryomycetaceae
Exons: 1
Coding region: 1-3828 (1275 amino acids)
Biological process (GO): glutathione metabolic process
Cellular component (GO): cytosol
Molecular function (GO): 5-oxoprolinase (ATP-hydrolyzing) activity
Source: RefSeq, a predicted model, not a curated record